GUAGGAAGCACGGAGUCCGGCAGCGGCAGAAAUUAAUUUAAUUUCGUUCGCUCUGAUCGAAACCAGCAGCAGAAAUCAUCGAUAAGAAAUUCGUGAUACGAACAGGAAAUAUCCCCCUACGCGAGUGCCACCGCGAAGAAAAUCGUCCUCAGGCUGCAAACUGCGAUUCUACCUCUUUCUCGGAGCAGCUCACUCGGCACGCCAACCAACUCACUUUGCCAAAGAUCGAUUUAAUUACCAUAUUCCAAUGUACUAGAUGUGAACGAAACGCUUCUUUGCUUGUGCGGCUACGCUCCGAAAGUGUAGGCAAGUGCUAACGCAACCUCUGUGUGUGGUACAAAACAGUCAAUUGAAGUAAACAUUGAUAGUUUCAACAUCGCUGAAAAGUGUGUCGCCUAAUAGUUUUUUUUCACGACAGCAAAGUUGAGUGAGAGUUGCUUCUCACCUGGUGCUUGAUUCUCACCAUUGCUCACUUCUCACACCGACCGGAAACAAACAAGAGCUUCUCCGGACCUCCCAGCACCCCACACACCCGCCUUUAGGAAACAAAAAACCAUCGGCAAGCAACAGUGCAAGGAUACCCAAAGGACGCUUGGAUGUUUGACACGAUGAUGCAGCAAGCGGUAUCGAUUAAAGCGGAACCAGAUUGGAAUGACCUUCUGGUGCCGGAGCCGGACAACCGGCAGUACUCGCUCGAGAGCGUGAUUCGCCAGCAGCAACUGCAGCACCAACAACAGCUGCAGCAACAACAACAGCAGCAACAGCAGCAGCAACAGCAGCAGCAGCAGCAGCAGCAGCAACAACAGCAGCAGCAACACCAGCAGCACCAACAGCAACAAUACCAACUACGCAAUGGCGGCGGCGGCGGAAAUGUCGUUCCGGUCGCUGUUGCCCCGACCGCUGUGAAUAUUGCGCAAAAUUCGAACAAUCCGGCGGUGGCCGCGGUGGCAGCCGCGGCCGCUGCCGUUGCUGCCUCGGUGAACGGGGUGCAACAACCGGCCAGCCAGCAAUCGGGCGCCGUUAGCGAGGACAACGAACCACUCGACAUCAUCGAAGCCAUCGGCGACUCGGAUGACAACGAUUUUGCCGAAGCAGAAUCCUUAACGUUGCAACAGUACAAGAAAGAUGAAAAGCUGUGCGACUACUACCGCCGGAUGCCGGUCCUGUACGACAAGAGCCAUCCGCACUACAAGUUCCAGUCGAAGAAGGAAAAGGCGUGGCGCGAGCUGAGCCGGCUGUGCGAGAUGGACGUGGAGCAGUGCAAAAAGCGCAUGACCUACUUCCGGUGUCGGUUUACGGUCGAGCGGCGCAUCAUGAAGAAUGGCGUCAACUGUAGCGAGUGGCCGCUGCUCGAGAAGCUCAAGUUUCUGAACAAACACAUCAAAAUCCGGAGACCCCGGGCGCCGAACGGUGAACCGGACGACACUGACGACGAAACGAACCCGAUGAACAUUCUGCGGAAGCGCCAGCGGGAGCAGCAGGAAGACGCGAAGGACGAUCUGCACGCGUACCUGGACCUCCAGCAGAUGGCGGCGGCGGCGCAGAAUCCGCAGGCGCAGCUCCACUACCAGCAGCAGCUGAAGCUGCAGGGCCACGGCCCAUUCGGGGGCCACCACGGAGCCGGUUUCCCACCCACCGACAUGUCCCUGCACCACCUGCAACCGCCUCCGCCGCACCCGCAGUCACACCGCGACCACCAGCACCCGCACCAGUCCCACCAGCAACCGGGGGUGCCGGGCCAGCACCACCCGCAGCAAGUGCCACACCCGAACCCACUGGCCGGGCACCCGUUCCGGGGCGGCGGCGGCGGACUGGGUUCGGUCGGGGUCGGGCACCACCAUUCGCAGCAGCAGCAGCAAGCGGCGCACCAUCACCACGCCGCCGCCGCCGCCGCCAUGCACGGUGCCGCCGGCGGCCACCACCACCCGGGGGUGGGGGGCGGUCACCAGCAGCCGACGCCGGUCGAGUCGCCGAUCCCGGCCGCCAUCUCGAACGUCGAGGCGUCGUACAGUGUGCCGAAGCGGCAGCGCACCAGCUACGACGGGGACGAGGCGUCCCUGUCCAACUUUAACCUCAACCGCACGGUCAAGUACCAGAACAAUCUCGAGCACAGCGCCCACCUGGACGAGCACGGUGCGUACGGGCUGUACGUGGGCGAGGUGCUCCGUAAGCUGCCCGAGCGGAUAUCGUCCCUUACCUCGCUCAAGAUCAUGCAGCUCCUGUACGAGGCUCAGGUGCAGUCCUUCGAAACGGCGGAUGCCGUCGCUGCGGCCAGUAACGGGGGUAACGCCGGCAAAAAGGACAUGAGCAACGGUAGUACCGGAGGUGGCGGUGGCAGCCUGCAGAACGGUGGAGGAACCGCCGCAUCGUCCGAGGGUCGCCAGUCGACGGAGAGCGCUGAAUCGAGCAAGGAAUAGGCCCCGGCUAAGACGCCGCAGCCACCACCGCCCGUGCCGUCGGUUUUGUGGUGGUAGCGCGCCCUCCACAACAACAAAGGACCCUGACGACACUGCUCCUUGCGCCUGCCUGAGAAGGACACCAGCGCAACCAUCGGUUUCCCCGUUCGUCCCGCGCGUGUGCCAUCCAUCCACACCACUCACACUCACCCGCCCGCUUAUGAUGUGUUAUGUAGCUAAUUGUAGGGAUCCGGCGGGAUAGUUUCGGUCUGCAUUGUUUCAAUGGAAAUUUGAAUACAUUUCAAAGCGACUUGGGGGGAGAAGAAAGCCGGCGUUAGCGGGGAACAGCGUCGACAGGGGAAACGGCGUUUCUAGGAGGUCCUGUGGCGCGAGGUCCUUUAGGGACGCCCCAGAUGGCAGCAGUGUAGCUGCUUUGCGCAUAUUUAAGCCCCAUGCAUGUUGAUUUUUAACUCCAAUAGCGAGUCCCACUAACGAUUGUAAGAUAAGCAAACCGAAAGGCGAUCGUGUGUGUGUGUGGAGCGAUCGUUAAACAAUUAAAACCUUUUCUCUAACCCACACACGCAAAGACGCAUGCUCGGAGUCAGCCACGGCGGUUGCCCGUGGGAAAGGACGGCGAAAGAUGGUAGAUCGCGGGGUCGCAAAGAGCAACACAAACACGAAAACAACCCAAUCAUAUACCGUUUUCAUUUCCCUCUGUCCUAGGUUUAGAACGAAUACCUGUAUGAUGUUGAUUGAGAGCAAAUUAUAAGCAUUAUUAUGUAUCAAAAGUGUGUAUGCGAGCGAGCUAGCAAGAAAGAGAGACAGAGAGAGAGAGAGCGCGCGAAAUCAGAAGCGAA
Anopheles cruzii is the source of this 3253-nucleotide messenger RNA. RefSeq lists its product as uncharacterized. The record is from RefSeq and is a predicted model, not a curated record. The transcript is spliced from 3 exons. Gene Ontology annotation, cellular component: nucleus; transcription regulator complex. Gene Ontology annotation, biological process: regulation of transcription by RNA polymerase II. Lineage: Eukaryota; Metazoa; Arthropoda; Insecta; Diptera; Culicidae. The coding region runs from base 597 to 2417 and encodes 606 amino acids.